UCCGUUUAUUCAGUCUUUUAAAUCUCUUUUCAUUUUAAAAUUGUUCCCAGUGUUGUGACAAAAUGUAACAAUUUAAGACAAUUAAAUGGAAGAUGUGAGUUACUUCAAAUCAAUAUUUUAUUAUUUAUUCCAGUGGAAGUAAAUUUCAACUGAAUUUAUUCAUUUUUCGGAUAACCUUUCUUUAAACUGUGAUCUGUGAUGACUUCAAUAUUCCAACUGUUAAUUGAUUUACUAAUCAUCGGAAUCUUGAUAAAUGUGCACCAAACAAAAGCAAAUGUUUUUCCAAGUCAAACCCGAUCUCGAUAUGGUUCAACAUCUAAAUGUCGUGGAGGAACACACACAAGACUUGGAUAUAAUCCAGAUAUUCCCAGAAUGGUUCCGGUUACUAAAGGCGAUACAAUAUUUCCAGCUUCUGUUCGAAUACCAUGUAACCGUCGAUUUCCUGGUUCUUACAUGGAUAAACUUCCUGGUGAUGGAGGCUUCAAGAUAACCAUUGUUGAUGCAGACCAUUAUUACACUCCGGGUAAAUCAUAUGAAGUUAAACUUGCUGGCUCUCAACAGUUUACCUUGUUUCAAAUGGUUCUUGAAAAUGGUGGCCCUCCAACUGACCCUGAUGCUGAUAUAAUUAAUCCAACGUUAAGAGAUGAUGUUGGUCGAUUCAUGUUAUAUCAAGAUGCAACAACUCGCUAUUCCGAUGAUUGUCCCAAUUCAGUUAUGCAUUCAGCCAACAUUACAAAAUUAAAUGUGCGGGUCAGUUGGCGAGCACCUCCAUCAGGCUCAGGCUGCGUUUUAAUCAAAGCAUCGAUUGCUGUUACACCUGAUAUUUGGUUCAUGGAUGAUGGUGAGUUGACUAGACGUUUGUGUCCCGACACAUCGUUGUCGAUUGAUGAACAACCUGAAAUAUUGGGACAAUGUGAUGCUUGUGAUGAAGCCAAAUAUCAAUUGUUGUUUAAGAUACUUUGGUCAAAAUUUACUCACCCCAAGAAUAUUCCCGACAAAUGGUUGUCUUAUUUUUCAAGUUUGAUUGGUGCUUCACAUUCAAAUGAAUAUCGCAUGUGGGAAUAUGAUGGUUAUGCAUCUAAAGGGUUGAAACAAUUGGCCGAAGACGGCAACACUGAGUUAUUGAAGGCCGAGAUUCGUGAAAGUGCUUCAAAAAUGAGGACAAUUAUAAAAGGCCGUGCUCUUGGUCUAAAUGAUCAUCGAGGUCAAACAUUUGCCAUUUUCAGAGUUGAUCGAGAAAACCAUUUAUUGUCAUUUAUAUCUAAACUUGGUCCAAGUCCUGAUUGGUUUGUUGGCGUUUCAGCUUUUGAAUUGUGUUUAAGGAACAGUUCAUGGUUAACUGAACGAACUAUGAACCUCUAUCUAUGGGAUGCUGGUACUGCUUCAGGAGACUCUUAUCAAUCUAAUCCUAGACCAACAAUGCCACCAGAAAGGAUUCAUGCAAUUACUUCUUCGUGGCCUGGAGAAGAGGGAAAAUCACCUUUUUACGAUCCAACCGGAGCUAAAAUUAAACCAUUUGCUCAAGUAACGGUUAAACGAUUGCGAACUUAUCCAAGAACUUGUGAUGAAAUUGUGAAAAAUAACAACAAGUUCAGUCACAAUUAUUCAGGAGACACUGAGGAACCUUUGAUAACCGAUAACAGACCUGAAUGUUCAGUUACUCCAUGGGCACUGAUGACUUGCAUUGGUGAACCUUAUGAAUCUGGUGAGCAAAUCCGGAACCGUUCAUAUAUUAAUCCAGUUUCUGCAGCUUCCAUGGGAUGUCAGAAUGUAUUGACAGAUAAAAUUCCUUGCAUGCCUGGCUGUAAUGGUGAAAAUAUCUGUGCUCUAUCUGAAUGGGGACCGUGGAGCAGGUGUGAUACAACCUGUGGUCGAGGUAAACGGAAUCGUCGUCGUUACUUCAUCCAUCAUGAAGCAGGCAGCUACUGUGAUUCGUCCAUGUUGGUUGAAUCAGAAGAGUGCCAUGAAUGGAGUGACGAUUGUUCAACUAAAGAAGCACUUGGUUCUUCGCCCGAGGAUCCAAGAUGUAUAACAACACCUUGGAGUGAAUGGAGUCCAUGUUCAGUCAACUGUGGUCUUGGUACAAAGUAUCGUAAACGAUUCUACGUGAGUGCUCGAGCAGCUGAAUUUUGUUCAAAAGAGUUGCACCAAGAAACCAACUGUAAUAUGGGAGUUAAAGAUUGCACUCCAACCAGUGAAGAGACAAGACCAAGACCAACAGAUAUUUGCCUCGCUCCUCUUCGAAGUGAACCAUGUUUAACAGGAAUGCUUGCUGAGCCAAUCAGACGCUGGUAUUAUGAUAAUCAGUCUCAACUUUGCUUGCCUUUCAACUUUACUGGAUGUGAAGAUAUUUCCAACAACUUCAAGACUAAACAAGAUUGUGAGAUACUUUGCCGGCAAAUGCUCAACUCUAAAGGUUCAGUCAUUACUAACUGACUUCUCAGUUUCAUUUAAAUAUUGUAAAUUGGAAAUGAUUAAACAUUCAUUGUUAACAUCAAUCAAUUGAUUCAACAUGAAAUAAGCUUGCAUUUGUAACAUUUAGUUGAAGCUUUUUUGAUUUCAUCUGCUAUGAAUAUGAUGAUUCUGCAAGAAGCUGAAUUAUUUUUGCUCUUGCUUUUUGGACUUUGAA
Tetranychus urticae (two-spotted spider mite) is the source of this 2629-nucleotide messenger RNA. RefSeq names its product spondin-1-like. Gene Ontology annotation, molecular function: serine-type endopeptidase inhibitor activity. NCBI's taxonomy places the organism in Eukaryota, Metazoa, Arthropoda, Arachnida, Trombidiformes, Tetranychidae. Gene Ontology annotation, biological process: cell adhesion. The record is from RefSeq and is a predicted model, not a curated record. Gene Ontology annotation, cellular component: extracellular matrix.